AUGACCAGCAGUGGUAACAGUGGAGGUGGUGGUACUAAGUCGGUAACACAGUUCCUUCGUGGUCUUGACCUCUCAGGAGUUAACUUUGGCUCCGUGGGGGAACAUGUAGCUGCCCAGUCUUCGGAUGGUGUGGCCCGACGCAGUAAAAAUCGUGCCAUUGUUUCGGCCGCUUCGACAGUCUUCCCUUGCACCCAACCCCUUGAAAAAAUGGCCCGUUUAGAAUGGCUAAAACUUCGCAACUCCCAACUCACAAACUCAGACUUGCCCAGCGAGCUCAAGUAUCUCAGUAGGCUUGAAUAUCUCUCUCUAGCUAAGAAUAAGCUCACCCGCCUUACCUCUAUCACCGAUUGGCCCAAAGUUUUCCCCAAUCUUCGUGUGCUCAAUUGUCGAAAGAAUCAUUUGGCUACCGCGGAUGCCAUCCCACCCGACCUCUUCUCUUGUCCCAAUCUCCAAGUUGUAGACUUCAGUUGUAACCAGCUAACUCAAGUGCCGAAGGGGAUUGAGAAUGCUUCAGGACUACUGGUGCUCAACUUGAGUGAUAAUCAGUUGACAUCGGUACCACAGGAGAUUUUCACCGAAUGUACAGAAUUGAUGCUGCUAGAUCUGUCGGGCAACUGUCUGACGUUGCUACCGGCUCAACUAAGGAGAUGCUCGUCACUUCAACAACUGAUUUUGAAUAAUAAUCCUUUUCAGCACUAUCAAACGAGGACUAUCGUUGCUAUAAAAAAUCUGGAGGUCUUGCAUAUGUCAGGAACCCAUCGUCGCCUGGAUAACAUUCCUAAGGAGCUAGAUCGUCUGACCAAGCUAGCCGACCUUGAUCUCUCCCACAAUCAGCUGGUUGGCAUCCCCGGACCCAUAUUUGAUCUGCGUGCUCUUCGUAAGUUGGACCUGAGUCACAAUGAGAUCAGUGAACUCACAGCUUUAACGGACAAUUGGCCGUCUCUUGAAUACCUUAAUUUGAGUCACAAUCAACUCUGCAGUCUUCCUGCUGGUCUCACCCGACUCACAAAAUUGAGAAAACUCUAUCUCAAUGAUAAUCAGCUCACCUUUUCUGGUCUUCCCUCAGGAAUGGCUAAACUCAAUGAUCUAGAAGUGCUCAAUGUCUCGAAUAACAAAUUGGAGAAUAUUCCGGAAGGUACCCAAUCGUACUCAUCUCAACUACUUAUUAUUAAUUUCGAUAGUCUAUGUAGAUGUGGCCGCCUAAAGCGUCUUAUCCUCUCGAAUAAUGAACUAGAGACUCUGCCAGAUGCGAUUCACUUUCUAAUUGAAAAUUUGGAGAAAUUUGACGUGGAUAAUAACCCAAAGUUACGAUUCCCUCCCAAACCACCAGCUUUGCAAAAGGGUGCUGGGCUUGCUUUCUAUAAUAUUGAUUUUUCCUUGGAUGGUCAGUUGCAGAUGAUGAGGGGCAUUAAACCGGAACCUAGUGAGGAUGUGAAGAAGGGAAAGGAAUCCGCCGCUCGUCUGAAACGCAUGCGACGACGUCGACUGGAUGGUGGUGAAAACAGUGUCGAGGAUCUAGAGGGGAGUGGACAGGUCGUCUUGGCUGGAAUGCGGCAUAUUGCUGGCGAACGUGACGCCAUUAUGCGUCGACGGUAUGCGGAAACCGCUGCUGCUGAUGCCGAGAAGCAGGCUACCGCGAAGAGAUGGAAAGAUGCCCUAACAAAACCAAACCUGGAUUAUUCAGAAAUCUUUGAUGAGGAUGCUGGCACUCAACUUGGCGUGGAAAUUUGGGUUAUUGAUGAGUUCUACCCUAAGCGUUUCGAACCCGAAGAUGAGGAAUACGUGGGGCAGCUCUUCUCCGGUGACUGUUAUAUCAUUCUUCAAACCCGCGAAGUGACCGAAGUGCCCAGAGACGGAGGAGCCACAGGCAACCGUGAGUGGAAUGUCUUCUAUUGGAUUGGCUCCAAAGCGAGUCUGGACAAGAGGGCCUGCGUCGCCAUGCAUGCAGUGAAUUUGCGCAAUUUACUGGGAAUUGACGGACAAACCCAGAGGGAGGAGCAGGGCGAUGAGUCGCAGGAGUUUCUGGCUCUUUUUCCAGGCAAUAAGAUAACUAUAUUGGAGGGAAGCAGUGGGUCAACGGGUUUCCAUAUUGUGGCUUGCAAGGAGGCGAUUGUCCGUAUGUAUCGUCUCUUCGGUCAAGAGAAGACAAUGUACAUAGUCUCCAUGCCCGUAUCUCCCGCCUCCCUUGAUCCCAAGUUUGUAUAUCUCGUUGACGGUGACUCCUGUCUCUACGUGUGGUUUGGCUCGAACUCCCGUCGCCUUAUCCAGACCCGUGGUCGCUUGCUUGCCGAAAAAAUUGCACAAAAGGAGCGUCUCAAUGAAGCAACCAUAUCGCUGGAGCACGAAGGUCGUGAAUCAACCGAAUUCUGGGCCGUUGUAAUGGGCUUGUGGAAACCAGCUCCCCGACCACCGGCUGUGGAACAUCAAGAAGAACGACCAGUUCAGGCCAUUGUGGAUCAUCCAAAGCCUCCCAAAAAUGUACAGAAACCUCCUCCGGCCAGAGACUAUAUUUCGGUGGAUUGGAAACUUCCUAAACCUAUUCUAUACGAUGUAAAGCUAGGGAAGGGAUAUUUGGAACUGCUUCAGGUUGAUCUUCCCUUUGGUCAGCUCACCCGAGGCAUUCUAAAUUCUGAUAACGUCUAUCUGGUAGACAGUGGCGGUGAACUCUUCGUUUGGAUGGGAAAGCGAUCAGCCCGUUUUCUACGCUACGCUGGAUUCAAGUUAGCUGAAGAAUUGACUGAGAUGAUGCCUCGAGGCUGUUUCGGUGGUGCAGAAGAGAUCCUAAUUGAUGAGAUUGUGGCAGACAACUCACUGGAACCAAUUGUCUCCGCUCACAAAAGAUUGCCUCCUCAGCCAUGCCCGGAGGGCGCUGAAAGUGAGAUCUUUCGUGCUCAAUUUGUCGGUUGGGAACCGGCAAUGGCGGUAGAUUUCACGCGAACUGCUCAAUCUGUGACAGAGCGUGGCGCGGAUCCCAACGUCAUCCUCGAGAGAGAUCAAAUUAAAACGGAUCUCCGUGCUCUCUUAGCGCCACGGGAGACCCCACUUGCUUGGGACAAGGCUAUUCAAUUGAUGAAUGAUCUUAAUUAUGAGUUGAUUGAGCCCCUCGAACUGGAUGCUGACUUUUUACAAGGUUCACCCACCCCUUCGCUCCAACAGUUUGUCAUUUUAGACCGAAAGUGGGCUCCAGUUGACCCACAAUGGUUUGGUCACUUCUUCAACAAAGACUCGUAUAUUGUCAUUGCGAGCUAUUGGGACGAUGAAUUUUCUUCAAGCAGCGAGGAAAAUACAAAAAACAAAGAUGAAUCACCUACAGACAAGACUGACAACGGAGGGCCCAAUGGAGCUUCCACAUUAGACCAGGAUGAGGAAAUAGAUGAAGAGGAACCUACAAAGACAGUAGUUUACUUCUGGCAAGGUCGAGAGGCAUCUGAACUGGCUUGGCUAACAUUUAACUUCUCACUCCGAAAAGAUAUGGAGGCCAAACUCUCUCGAAAUCCUAAUGCCAAUGGCCGUCCGCUAAGUGUGGAAUUUAAACGCGUGAAACAGCAGCAGGAGGACAUGUACUUCCUUUCACACUUCCUCCGCAAGAUGGUUAUCCAUUCUGGUAGUUAUCGAGAUCGUGAUGAACCUGAAAGACGUGAUGCCGUUCAGUUCUACCAUCUCCGAAUGAAUGGAAACCCUAUUGCUACUAGGUGUCUUCAGGUGAAACCCACCGUUCAGAAUUUAAACUCCGCCUUCUCCUACAUUUUACGGGUGCCUAAGACUAAAGCAAAUACCGAUGUGGAUAAAGUCUUUGUAUGGAUAGGAAAAUUGGCUCAUACAGACGACAUAAAGAUACUACAAUCAAUUUGUGACCAAAUAUACGAUCCCGAGACUACUGAUGUAUCGAUGGUAUCUGAGGGUGAAGAACCAGAAAUCUUCUGGCAAACACUAGGUGGAAAGGCAAGAUAUGAUCAGAAUGCAGAUUACUUGAAUUAUUCCCGCCUUUUCCGCCUGUCAAAUGAUGCGGGCUACUUCCAUGCUUCGGAAAAGUGUUCUGAUUUCUGUCAAGAUGAUCUUGCCAAUGACGACGUGAUGAUGUUGGAUAAUGGUGAGCAGAUAUAUCUCUGGCUUGGUCGAAAGACAUCAGAUGUGGAAGUCAAGCUCUCCCUUCAGGCUGCCAAGCUCUAUAAGGAACAUAUGAGUCGGGCUCAACCUAGUAAACCAAGGCAGCUCAAGUUAACUGCUAAGAAUGCUGAACCAUUUAUGUUUAGACGGUGCUUUCAUGGUUGGGGGCCGUUCUAUGAACCAAUGGAUUGGUCGGGCUAG
This is a messenger RNA of Rodentolepis nana, 4308 nucleotides long. NCBI's taxonomy places the organism in Eukaryota, Metazoa, Platyhelminthes, Cestoda, Cyclophyllidea, Hymenolepididae. The record is from the annotation of a GenBank genome assembly.